CAUUAGAAAAAUACAUGCUUCUAGUUUUACCAGCCAAGUUCGAAACUGUCAAACGGCCAAGUUGGGGCGUGCGAUCUCCACAACUUUCUGCUUGGUUUCUGUUAUAGUUUCUGUUUUUGUCUCGAAGCGGCAAGUUUCAUGAGUACAUUGUGUGUGUGUGGGCCUCCGGCGACUUUAAGAUGUCCAUCUUAACUAAAGUAGCAGUUUGGCGCUACUGCUAAUACCGCACAGAAAAGCCUAACUGGCGCAAAAGCGUGAUAUGGCUGCAGUGCCUAUGUCAGCAUCCGUAUCGGCUGAGCCUCUCAAGACGAGAAGCAGAACAGUGAGAGCUGCAGUACCCUUUUCACCCGACGUCAAAUUAUCGUCGAGAAGGAAAAAGAAAAAGCCAGCCAACAAGGAGCCGAACUGUUGCAACAAGUGUGGAAUUGUUGUGAGAGGUUCGACAAGAGUUCUUUGUCCUGCAUGCGACCAGUCAUCCUUGGACGUUAGACAUAAGGAAGCACAAAACAACCAGACAUUUGAGGAGGAGAAGAAGAAAUAUUUGGAUGAGGCAAAGUCAUUUGCAGCGAACCUUGCCAAGAAAUUUGAUGACGUAAAUGCUGAGCGUCUUUUUUGCCCGGUGUUCAAGCCACCUCGGGGAUCCUGUGCUUGUAUCCAGAAGUAUCUCAGUGGUGAUGGCUCAGACCAGAGAGUUCGCAGUCUGCUACAGCUUCUGCAGGAAGCCAAGAAACUGUCGCAGCAAAAGUGCUACAAUUGGGAAGAAGUCAAGCGCGUUGGCAAAAGCCAUGCAGUGGGCAUGGGCAAUGGUCAAAAGCACAGCGAGUCCUUCGAACUGUUCGUGAAUGAGCAUCGGCCUCGGUUACGAGAGAUAAAGCUAUGUGAACGAGCAACACAGAGGGUGCUCUUCUAUUCCAACAACUUUCUCCACCGUUACCUCAAGACGGAGCCAAGUAAAGGCCGACGAAUUCAACGGACCAAGGGCAAAGCAGCUCUUGGAAAGCUCAAGAGCCUAGAAGAACUAGCCGAGGAAAAGUGCUGCCAGCAGAGGUGUGUAGGACUUGCUCAGCGAUACGCGACGCUGGUCAGUCAGUGGCGGGAGCGGUCGCAGAUGGGCCAGACUGAGAAUCGCCGUGUCCUCGCCGAGAUGCUGACUCCCAGCGGACCAAACUCGACAAACUGCUACAAGUUUAUCUCCUGGGUGACAGGCUGCAGCUUCACGACAAUAGCCAAAGUCAGCAAGCAGAUGUUAGCCACUGGAGGGGAUCGCGAACCUCCGCCGCACAAGCUGAAGAAGUUCUGGGACGCUAAAAACAGCUCGCAAGAAGAGAGCAUCCAGAACGAAACAUUGUGAAGUGCCAUGUUGCUUUCAUUCUCUAUAUUUAUCUCUCUUUUGUCAGAUAUCACUGUUUUAAUUGCUGUUCAGCACUCAUGUAGAGUUUGCCAGAUAUGACAUGCAUGAUACACAUUUCGUAUGUUGGCAAUCAUUAUAUGACAUGGCAUUAUAGUCAUCAGUGUGAAUGGCAUGUUCUGUGAGGGUGAAACCAAAUAACUGCUGUUUACUGUUUGCCCGAUGCAAAAAAUGGUGGUUGUUUUGUAAGGAGCUGUUGUAGAUUCAUUUAUAAAUGAAAUGAAAUCGGUGAAAGAAAUGGGGAUGACUUGAAAGCAGAGUGUCAUGGCAGUCUGGUAUCAUCUCCUUGUUCUACCUUUGUGCCGUUUCUCUAUAUUGCUUGUGCUCCCUUUUUAUUCUACAAACUAAGACCAUUCGUAGUUAGUUGUGCACUUUAUUAUUCCUUUUAAGCUCAUGAAGGUAAAACGAUAUGAUCAGUUCUGCAUUACACUGUAUGUUUCUCAUCAUCACUGUACAGUGAAACCCCAUUGCAAUAAUAAUGCAUAUACACUUAUUGGCCUUUUUCACAAGAGCUCAUGCCCCACAUUGUGGUGGAAAACAAUGCCUCAUCAAUUCAUCUGAAUGGUAAAGCAUCUUUUGUGCUCAUGGCAUCCAGCGAGGAGCAACAAUCUUUUGCUGGGUGGGGUAGUAAAUGCUGAUGCAGGCACAUGCUAAAUAUGUGAAGACAAUGUGCCUCGCCAAUUAGAUCCUGUGUGUUUUGUUUUUCAUCAGUUCAAGCAUAUGCACCGCCAGUUGCUGGCUUGAUUUUCCAUUUGAGGGCAACGUGUGCUCCGUGCAAGGGGCUUUGUGCAAGUGCUCUUUGCAUGCAGGAGGAAAUGUUGCUAAUUUAUGCAAAUCCGAGGCACUCUUCCAUCAAAGAUAGCAAAGCUGUAUAAGGUGUUCUCACACCUUUCAGAAUAGUCAUAGGGGUCUGGCUUGCCACUGCCCAAAAUCUACCCAAGAUUUCUAGAUGCUUCACUAUAGCGCUGCUUUUAGCACUCACUUCUAUAAUCUCCUGUAUAUUGUGCAGGCUAUACUGACGCCAGAGUAUCCAGCAGUGCGUUCUGACAGCCUGGUCAUACGGCCACUUUGAGGUGGUUAAGUCGGCUGCAUCACUGGCUGUUCUCACUGACCAUUCGUCACUGACGCUGCCAUCCAGGAAGGGUAUUCUGUAAGUGUCCACCUAGUGGUCUGUCCAUUUUGGUUGCCGCUAAUUGGCUGCAGCUGAACCAGUGAGGAGGAAAUUGGUUUGGAGUGCCUGUUUCUCUCCCGCUGGUACUCCAACCCAGCCAAUCAGCAUUUCAGCAGCAGGUGAAAUGGAGAUGUCCACUAGGUGGACACUUACAGAAUGCCUGCCCCAGCUGCACAUUGUAAUUCCCUGGUCAUGCGGCCACUACGGUACUCUGACAUAGGCUGCAUUACUGUUUGUUCUCUGGCUGACAUCCCAUACCAACCAUGCCACGGGCCAGUGCCACCAUUGCCACAGGAAACCAUUAGGGAACAGCUUCGCACGUCAAAGGCCGAUUGGAAUUUAACAUCCUAAGGCUGCACUGGACCAAGAAAAGUGUCAUGUUUGGGUGUUCCAGGUUAUUGUUUAGACCCUGGUUUUAGAGUGCAGCUCUUAGGCACCCAUUUCUUCAACGUGCGUCGGCGUUCCCGGCAUAACUGAGCAAACGAGCACCACGAAAGGUGAGAGCGAGCGCGACGCGCAUUGGGGGAUGAAAAAAGCUACAAGAGCGAAAAGGCACGAGGAGGAAAGUGGAGAGGAGGGUGCAGCAGAACCAUGAGGCAGAAAGCAGAGGAGGGUACGGCGAAAGCAUGAGAAAAAAACUAGUGCGGCGACGAUGCCUACGAGAUGGCGCCAGGGUAUCGUGUAGUAGGUCUGGCGGCAGUGGUUUCUGUGAAUUGCGGCCAUGCUUCACCUACGCGCUGGCUCUCGCGAUCUCCAGAUUAGCGAGGCAGUCGCGCUACUCUUCGCUUCAUUUACAAUGCGCCGCACAAGACCGAUUGUCCGCCGUGCCAGCCAAUAUGUCACGAAAUGAAAACAUGUAUAGAGCUGGGCUCAAAUUUCACAUUAGGGAGUAUCGUAAUCGUCGGUGAAUUUUUUUCUUUACCAGGCUCUCAAAUUUAACUACAUGAGCAUUCCUCCCCCCCUCCCCCCCUUGGAUUCCAGGAGCCAUGGCGAGGAUUUGAACCAGUGGCCUUGGCAUAACACAAAAAUGCAGAAGUACUGAGCCAAUGUGAUGGGUCCCUUUACAGUAACUCAGUGCAUAUUUCACAAUGAUGCUCGUAAAGAAAUUUCUGUGGUAAUGAAGGGAACACUACAUGGAUGGAGCCUCUGUACAUGUGUUACUCCAGCAACUAUUCUGGCAGUGUUUAGUAGUGUGUCUUGUUUCUUGUAACAGAUGCUGAAUCAGCGCAGCCUCUGUGUGCAAUAGUUCCGCAUUUGCGCAAACAUAGAAGAGAAAAACAAUAAAAUUGAGUCAUAUUUAACACUCCGUGGUGUACUCCAUUUUGUUUUUCCAUUGUAAAUAAGAUGUUUAUGAUGAUUCUUUCCCAGCCUAAACUAAUGCGGAUGAGAAUGUGGGAAUUUUUUUCCAGUGUGCUCUUAUUUGCAUGCACUAUGCAUAAAAGGUUGUCUGCAAGUAAGUGCAGAUCCUUCAUCUGAACACCAUAGGGAGUGCAUGAGCUUGCAAGUGUCGGGAAUGAGUGCUGAACAAGGCUACAAUUUAUGGUCAUUGAAAACGCACAAUCAAGUGCUUGCAGUUGCAAUAUACUUUUAUGAAGUGCAGUAUUCUUGAAAAGAAAGGAAGUGUAUUGCCAUUGUAUAUUUACUUUUUGACAACACUGAUCUAUGGGUCCAGGAGUUAGAGGCUAACAAAGAAGCUUUUGCGCAAAUAAAACAAUUGGAAAAUAUGUUACUCAGUGUCAGCUUUUGCUGUUCUCAGAGUCACACCUUGUUAUUCCAAAGUCUCAUCGAACACUUCAUUAUAUCCAAUAUUUGUUAUAAGCAUACACACUGAUACUGGCGUGAAAAAAUAUUGCAAUCGGAUGUAUGCAAAACAAACUUGAGUGGCGUGCUUCCAUAGGGGCUACAAAGGGUUUUCUGUGGAUAUUUACAGCCUGAUGGUGGCUUGCCGUACCAAUAAGUGGCACAUGAACCUUGCUAAAUUGCAAACACGCGUUGCGGCAUCGUUAAUACACAUCCAUGCAAUUGGUGUGUUCACAUGAAAUCGGCACAUUGGCUUGCCAGCUGUGACCCAGCCAAGCUGCUGGUCAAGAGCACAUGGGCAUCCUGAAUGCGCUGUUUCAAGUUGCUCUUGCCAAGUGUUUGACUUUUUUGCUACAGGAGUGCAUGUUUAGAGCUGCCAAGCAAACAAAUAUUUGCUUUGCUGUCGCCAUUAUUGUCUCCAAUGCUGCAUUUUUUCACUUUUAUUAUAGUAGUAAAGCACUCAUUCAAAUAGAACCUGGCCAACAAAAUUUUAGAUUUAGUUCAUUAUAUCCAAUAUUCUGUGACAUUUGUGUUUGUUAUAUCAAGGUUCAACUGGGCAUUGGAGAGUGACGAGGGUUUGUUGUACACAUUGUGGCACUUAAUUCACCUUUAGAAAGGGCUUUUUAUUUACAAUCGAACCUUGUUUUAUCGAAGUCGCGUUGGACACGAAAAUACAUUUUUUAUAUCUAAUAUUCAAUUUAACCAUAUAUUUGUUACAUACUGUUACUACAACAAAAUAUUGAUUUACAUAAUUAGAUCUGUGUUCAUAAUGUCGAGGUUUGUCUGUAUUUUAUUUAUUUUAUUGUUGCUGUCUCACUGUGAGACAUCACAGAAGUUGGUACAAGAAAACGUGCAUAAUUGAAUGAGAAAUUAAAAUUUAUAUAAUUCGAGUAGCAUGACGUACAGACUAUUCACAGUAUACAUACCGAAUGAAGAAAAUUGCAGAGCAUUGUAGAAUAACAAAACUAGUGGUUUAUGUUUUUGAAUAGAUCCUUUCAUCGCUUGCUUUCUUUAUUUUGGUGCCAGAUUGUAGGGGGCUUCGUUAAAUUAGCACUGCAUGUCACAAAUGCAGCUUAUUUUCCUUUCCCCACUUUCUAUAGUAUUCAGAACUGUUACUUAAAUAUUAUGCUGGAACUUGUUUGUGUAAAUUUACUA
Molecule: messenger RNA, 5534 nt
Organism: Dermacentor silvarum
Lineage: Eukaryota; Metazoa; Arthropoda; Arachnida; Ixodida; Ixodidae
Exons: 7
Coding region: 260-1351 (363 amino acids)
Source: RefSeq, a predicted model, not a curated record